AUGACGGAUGGCGGUGGAGGGCAACGCAACUCCAAACCCAAACCAUCACAUGACAACAACGACAACAACAACCUCACCUCAAUCAAGUCCCAAAUGUUUCUCCAAACUCUCUUCCGUGCACUCCUCGUCAUCAUGUCUGCUGCAAGCUGUUGUGCAAUGAUGAUCAGCCCACGCACAGCCAUCCGUGAGGAUGAGCUUGACCGCUACGAUGCAUUCAUGGAAAAUAUCCAGGAUGAUCACUACGUGAGCAUGUUUCUCGUCAACGGACGAGUGAAGGUCGACCUCUUCGUGUGGCCAAGCGACACCCUUGCCUUCUCCGACGACUUCACUCCCAGUCCCACUGCAAACGAAUACUUUGAGCAGCAAGAUCGGAUGGCCGAAGAAAUGUUUGGCCCAGAACCAAGCUCAAACGACACGGUACAGAACUCGACUUUGGAAACUAGAGAUGCUGAUCGUUGUACGGGUUCUAACACUUUCUCAAUCAGGGACGCAUCGAUUCUUGAUGAUGAGCGUCGUCGUCGUCCUUCGAGGUGUGGCCAAUUCUGUGGAGGUGUUGCUCAUUGCCGUGGAAAUAAUGGUUGUCCUCGCUGUCACUCUGUUCGAAUGGGGUGUCGGUAUCAGAAACAGUGUGUUGUUGGUCAUUGA
Molecule: messenger RNA, 645 nt
Organism: Penicillium nucicola
Lineage: Eukaryota; Fungi; Ascomycota; Eurotiomycetes; Eurotiales; Aspergillaceae
Exons: 2
Coding region: 1-645 (214 amino acids)
Source: RefSeq, a predicted model, not a curated record